Molecule: messenger RNA, 1637 nt
Organism: Mytilus californianus (California mussel)
Lineage: Eukaryota; Metazoa; Mollusca; Bivalvia; Mytilida; Mytilidae
Exons: 6
Coding region: 234-1559 (441 amino acids)
Biological process (GO): mitophagy by internal vacuole formation; mitochondrial protein catabolic process
Cellular component (GO): mitochondrial outer membrane
Source: RefSeq, a predicted model, not a curated record
AAAGGUUUAAAUGUGUAUCACGUGAUUUGAAUGUUUAUUACACUUCCGUACUUAUGUUGACAACAAGAAGAAACAAGCAAAUAUUUUUCAAAUUUUUAUUUCCUACGGACGUAUCAUUUCCUUUUCAUACGUCAGGGAAGCUUCUAUAUAAUAUUUUCAAAUAUAGUAACUCUGAAUUUUACAUAUCGUCUUACUGUUAUAAAUAGUUGCAAUAGGAAACAUUACUGCCUAAAAUGGCUAAAAGAUGGUUUGGAAGCCAAAAAAAUGUACAUGCGAAUGAAAUGGCAGAGCAUCAAAAACAGCUAGAAACAAGACUUCAUUUUCAAGAAGAUCGUACUAAAAUGUUAGAAAAACAGAAUAUUGAAUUGAAAAAAGAAUUAGUGAUAAUGGCGGCAGAAAAAAAUGAAUUACUUAGCAGACUAAGUCGUAUUGCUGGAGAACAGAUGUCUAGAGGAAAUCCAGAUAUUGCUGACUUGAGUGAUCCCAACAGACCAACGAAGCUGGCUGAAAAAUGGAACUCCCUAUACACGGAAGAAUGGUUAGAUGCAUAUGAAGAGCUAAAAAAGCAGAAAAACCAAACCCAGAUUGUUGAAAAACAGCUUCUAGAUAUACUGGUGCUUUGUUAUCACCAAUGUCAGGAAAUAGCAGACGAUCAAGUGAUGAAACUGAGAUAUAACCUUGAAGAUAUAGAAAACUAUAUGAAGGACACAGAUACAAACCUAAAUAUGUCUCAGAGCAGACGUGCUUCUAGUGCUCGACUAGAUAGAAGUAUUGGGCGAAGAUUUAUGGACGAUAUCAUUAAUACCUACAAACAAAGAAGAUGUAGAGAUUCCGAAUGGAUACAAGCCGUAACGAAGAAGUGCGCAAAUUAUUAUAUUUCAAAAGGAGGAGUACAUUCAAAGCGAGUCUUGUCAUAUGUUACCAAAUGUGCUGAAUUGUGUUGGUUUAUGCGUGUUCACAAUCCACCAAUGGUUAUCGAGUACGAGUUUUACACCGGUCAGGAUAUUGACAGAAAUAAAUUUAAUCUUUACAGUGGAAAAGGGACGAAAGUUGACUAUAUAGUGUGGCCAGCCUUAUUUUUAAACAGAGGAAACAGUUACAGUGUAUUAGCGAAAGGAACAGUCCAGCCUGUUUCUGAAAACCAAUCACACGUAAGACCGAAAAGAAAAAGUAGUGAAAAACUAAGCGAUGGGGUGACACCAGUUUCGAUACACAAUACAAACGAUAUGUCUAGAGUCCAGUCAUCGUCGCCAAUGAGAAGUUCGAUGAAACAGAAAUCCCCAAUGAAAUCACCAUUUAAAUCUACAGGCACUACAUGCAAACCAUCUAAAGACCAAUCUGUGACAUCUGUUAGCGGCGUUAACAUUGAGGUUGGUGAUGACACACAUCAUCAACCAAUAAUUCGUUCAAGAAUAUCAAACCCUGAAAAACUUUUUCUUCCUAGCAAGCAAAAAGGAGACAAACUUCAUUCUACCAAACAAUUGCAAUAUCCAGGAAAACAUCAGACUGAUUUUUCAAAGUCUACGAAAGGAGGACGACACAGAAUUGUUCAGCCAUGAAAUUAUGUCCUUAAGUUAUAAUAAAAUACAUCGAUGUAUUAAGGAAAUAAAAUUAAAUGUUUGAUUAACUUAAAAAAA